Molecule: messenger RNA, 635 nt
Organism: Chara braunii
Lineage: Eukaryota; Viridiplantae; Streptophyta; Charophyceae; Charales; Characeae
Source: the annotation of a GenBank genome assembly
GCCGGUCAACGUUGUGGUCAACUUCCGGUCAACCCCCGGUCAACUCCGGUCAACGUCGGUCAACGCCUCCGGUCAACUCUCCCGGUCAACCCUUCGGUCAACUAUGGCUAAGAAGAAGAAGGAGAAGGAGAAGAAGAAGGAGCAGGAGGAGAAGGAGAAGGAGAAGAAGGAGAAGGAGAAGGAGAAGAAGGAGAAGGAGAAGGAGAAGGAGGAGAAGGAGAAGGAGAAGGAGAAGAAGGAGAAGGAGAAGGAGAAGAAGGAGAAGGAGAAGAAGAAGGAGAAGAAGGAGAAGGAGAAGGAGGAGAAGGAGAAGGAGGAGAAGAAGAAGGAGAAGAAGGAGAAGGAGAAGGAGAAGGAGAAGAAGAAGGAGAAGAAGAAGAAGAAGAAGGAGAAGAAGAAGAAGAAGAAGAAGAAGAAGAAGAAGAAGAAGAAGAACAACAACAACAACAACAACAACAACAACAACAACACAAGCAAGAACCGAUGAGGCAGCUCUGAGUGGCUAUUGAUGUUACUGGACUCUGGGGAAGUAGUGGUGACUAACCCAGUAGAGGGAAGGGAAGCGCUGCUCCUUCAGAGCAGCGCCAUACUGAUCUAAGACAAUUAUUGAUGUGAUGAGACUCUGAUAUUUGGUA